CAUUGAGUCAUCAUCCAUAAAACCAUAUUCCAUCGCAAAAUAAUGAAAAUUGUACAUACAUAUUUCGAUGCAAGGUUUAUUUUAAAAUAAAAUACCUACAUUCAUAUUUAAAGAACUGAUUUAGAAUCGUUUAAUAUAUUACUUAUACACUUAUUGCAAAAUGUCCGAUAGAUUGAAGAGUACGAAUAGUGUAUCGAAUGAAGAUGUUAUUGAAGAUUUAACAAAGAAUUUAGAGUUUUCUUUACGUGCUGGCGAUACCCAGGAAAAGGAAAAUCCAGAUCUAAAACCGAAGGAUUUUAAUGCAACUGGUGACAGAGAACCUACAAAAUCAGAUUUCGCAGACAUUCCAUUCGACGCGGAGGAUGAAGACACAGAAGCCCAGCAGAAUAGUGAUAAAGACGAUAAUGAUGACAGCGAUACAGACUCCAUCGAUGAAGUAUCGUUGAAAGACACGGAAAUGAGCUUAACGGAUGACCAAAAGGAGGAACGGAAAAUCAUUUCUGAAGAACUUAAGGUGGCGGGCAAUGAGGCUUUCAAAGUUGGCGAUAUGAAACGGAGUAUAGAGAAAUAUACUGAAGGUUUAAACAUCUGUCCGCUACAGUUUCCAAAGCAAAGGGCGAUAUUAUAUUGCAACAGGAGUGCGGCCAAAAUGAAACUCGAGAAACACAAACACGCUAUAAAGGAUUGCACUAAAGCUAUUGAGUUGGAUGAAAAUUACUUAAAAGCGUACCACAGGCGAGCACAGUCAUAUGAGGCCACAGACAAGCUAGACGAAAGUCUGGCAGAUUAUAAAAAGGUUUUGGAAUUGGAUCCGUCACACGCAGCUGCGCGCGCAGCUGUCAUCAGGUUGCCGCCAAUGAUCGAAGAGCGAAAUGAGAAGUUGAAAACGGAAAUGUUGGGAAAAUUAAAAGAUUUGGGCAAUAUGAUAUUACGACCGUUCGGUUUGUCGACGGAAAACUUUCAACUUCAGCAAGAUCCAGAUACAAAGGGAUACAAAAUUAAUUUUAAGCAGUAAUUUUUAGGUUAUGGCUGAAUUGAUAAUAAAUGUAUGAAGCUUU
Colias croceus (clouded yellow) is the source of this 1058-nucleotide messenger RNA. Its product is annotated as tetratricopeptide repeat protein 1-like. Gene Ontology annotation, molecular function: protein binding. The record is from RefSeq and is a predicted model, not a curated record. Bases 161 to 1015 code for a protein of 284 amino acids. The transcript has 4 exons. NCBI's taxonomy places the organism in Eukaryota, Metazoa, Arthropoda, Insecta, Lepidoptera, Pieridae.